GCUUGGAUUUAUCGCAAAAUAUUUGCCCAUCGAGUGUGUUAGACAUGGUAGAGUGUAUUCGAAGUGGAAGAACAUUAAGUUGUGGUGAUAUUGGUAUAUAAUUAGGGUAGGCUGGGUGUGCGAUAAGAGUGAUAAUAUUGGUUAAAUAAGGCGAAUGGCGUCGGCGCUGCAGUGUUUACAUCCCGAAGCAAGUGGAUAAAUGCGGCAUUUGUUUUACAAGGAAAAUGUAAAGACUCUUAUAUCAACCACCGCGUAUUUGCCCGACAUUUCUUUUAUAACUGAACGAAACUUGUAUAUACCCACGUGGGUAAGAUAAAUUGCAAAGCAUAAUGCAACAAUUUCAAGUAAACAUUACAACACGACUUCAUCUCCACCGAAUCAAAAAUUAACCCAAAUAUUGUUCAGAUUUUAAAUUAUAGCUUAUAUAUAUAUAUUAAUCUUCAUUAUUCUUUGCCGGUUCUGAACCAUGCACCUUUUAUACAUAUAUUUGUCUUUUGUUUACGUUUCAUCCUACACGACCUCGUCCAACACGUGAUCGUCACCACCAAGUUUUCUGCUCAACGAGACUUUCGCUUCACAUUUGCUCGUGUUUUCUCUAAUGCUGCCUGGUAUUUCUCCAUUAAAGGCAGAUCGUGUGGUAACUUUACGCAAUACCAUUCACGGAAAUGAUCUUGGUGAUUUUAGUAGCAAUGGAUUCCUCUCACCGUCUUGUACACAU
This is a messenger RNA of Penaeus monodon (black tiger shrimp), 718 nucleotides long. It is a transcript of the gene RpS18, whose product is annotated as 40S ribosomal protein S18. The record is from RefSeq and is a predicted model, not a curated record. Gene Ontology annotation, molecular function: structural constituent of ribosome; RNA binding. Gene Ontology annotation, biological process: translation. Lineage: Eukaryota; Metazoa; Arthropoda; Malacostraca; Decapoda; Penaeidae. Gene Ontology annotation, cellular component: ribosome; small ribosomal subunit; cytosol.